This is a messenger RNA of Sapajus apella (tufted capuchin), 4853 nucleotides long. RefSeq names its product zinc finger and SCAN domain containing 1 (gene ZSCAN1). The record is from RefSeq and is a predicted model, not a curated record. Lineage: Eukaryota; Metazoa; Chordata; Mammalia; Primates; Cebidae. The coding region runs from base 1646 to 2872 and encodes 408 amino acids. The transcript has 5 exons.
GGAAGGCUAGAGCCCACGCGGGGCGGGGGUUUGGGGUGCUGGGGCCGCCCCUUCCCGCAGGGACCUCGACCCCCGUUGGCAUCCGCCUGUCAGUUUGAGGCAGAAGCCCCUCUACGCACCCCCAUUGCCCGCCUAGACCCCGCUUGGCCGCGUUCACGUUCUCCCUUCACCACCUGAUCCGCAUCCCAGGACCCAUCUCCCUCCCCACCAGCCACCCCCAUCCGGUCUCCCUCCUGACCAGCUGCCCCCGAACCCAUCUCCCUUCCAACCAGCCGCCUUCGAACCCAGCUCCUAUCCGAACAACUGCCCUGGACCUAUCUCCCCCGACCCAUCCCCCACCCAAUCACCCCUAUCCCGACCCCCAACCUAAGCCUCCGUCCCUGCCCCUCCCCCGUAUUCCUAGCGCGCUGCCCUUGCCUACUUCCCCAGCUCAUUGAUUGUGGAGCUCCCCUGUGUGGCGUUGUAAGCCCCCUUCUCAGAGCCAGAGCCAGUCAGUGACUGGCGCAGUGAACACGUCUACCAUGUCAAUAAGCAUCCGGCAUCAACGGCAAAGCCUUUCCGCCCAUCCCCGCAAUAGAAUUUGGGGCCUGGGCUGCAGAUCUCAGUGCUCAUGCCAGGUGAACCCGGCACUUCCACCAGGCACUCACCCCUCCAAGUGACACUCUCUCACACACAUCCCCAACAUUAAUCCCAGACCCCUACCAAAGUAGAUCUCUAGGACCCCAGGGCCACCACAGCAUUGCCCAUGGAGGGGUCCAGACUUCAGGACCCUUCACAUCAUCCCAGGCCUCCUUCAUCUUCCAGAAACAGCCCCCACCAUCAGUCCAGGACUCUGUCAGCUCAGGCACGCCCGAGUUUUCCACAUCAGCCCCCGUAUAGACCCCAGACACACCUGUGGACCCUGGUGCCCUCUGCUAAGAACUCUUCUUUACGUUCAUCCCCGAUAAACUUAGCCUCUCCUGUCACAGACCUCAGCCCAGAAACCUGGAAGAUGCUGAGAGGCUACAGCCCUCCUCCCUGGAAUCUCCAGGGUGAGCUGCCAUGAGCACCUGAGAGAGUAUAAGGACUGAGGCCCCAGGGCAAAGGGACUUCUUGGACCUGUGGAGCUUCAAAAUAGGCCUUUUUUCCUUAUUCAAAAGUACACAGAUAAAAGUGUGAAUACAAUGUAAGAGAGUGUAUUUGCCUGUGGUCUCGGCAGGGGAGGCCAAGCUGUAGUCUCCCAAUCAGGGUGCAGGUGGCCGGGUCCAAGACUUGAAGAUUGCUGGUGGGGCACAGGCCUGGUGAGUUGCCUUUUCUGCCACCCUGCACCUCUCCUUUCUCCUGGAUUGUAAAACCCACGCACAAGAACUGUAGAGUGAACGAAGAAUGCAGCAGAGGAUGAAGAGGGAAAAUCCCAUGGAAUCUCUCCUUCACUUGUCAUAAGCAUUUCCCGUAUAGUUAAAAAUCCUUCCUAAAGAUUUCUUGUUUUGUUUUGUUUUUCCAUGUUGAUGAAGGUCACAUGGGAUCCUGACACCAUUUGGAGGAGAUUCAGAGAAGCCCCUGAUUGCUGACUCCGCCCGCCUGCCACACCGGCUCUGUCUGGAGCCACUGAGACUCUCGGGAUCCAGUCCACACACACCCUUCAGAGGGCACUCUGGCCAGAGAAAUGCUCCAACGGCCCAAAGCCCCUGCCUCCCCCAGACGUCCCCAGACCCCAACCCCGAGUGAGCAGGACGGGGACCCUGGGCCAGCAAGCCCCAGGGACACCGAAGCCCAGCGUCUGCGGUUUCGACAGUUCCAGUACCACGUGGCGGGUGGGCCGCACCUUGCGCUGGGCCAGCUCUGGUCGCUUUGCCGCCAGUGGCUGAGGCCUGAGGCGCGCUCCAAGGAGCAGAUGCUGGAGCUGCUGGUGUUGGAGCAGUUCCUGGGCGCACUGCCCAGCAAGAUGCGGACCUGGGUGCUGUCACAGGGCCCCCGAAGCUGCAGGGAGGCCGCCAGCCUGGUGGAGGACCUCACACAGAUGUGCCAGCAGGAAGUUCUGGUAUCUCUGGACUCGGUCGAACACCAGGACUGGAGUUUCGGUGAGGAGGAAGACGGGAAGAGCCCAAGGUCCCAGAGAGAACCAUCCCAGGCGUCUGAGCUGAUCCUGGAUGCGGCAGCGGCAGCCCCGGCACCCCCAGAGGAAAGUGAGUGGCUGGAGCCCACCCAGCUCCCGCAGAGUCUGCACACCAGGGCAGAGGCCGAGCCGCCCCGCGCCCCGGGCUCGAUGGGGUCCCGGGCCUGCUUGCCUCUGAAGCCGAGUAUCUGGGACGAGCCUGAGGAUCUUCUCCCAGGGCCCUCCUCAGACCUGCGGGCAGAAGGGGCUGUGACCUCAGGCCCCAAGGGUCUGAGUGGUCAGAGAAUCAGUCCCCGAAAGAAAAACAGGAACACCAACCAGGGCAGCCGCCAGCAGCCAUCCCUCAAGCACACUAAAGGUGGCACCCAAGAGGCUGCUACAUGCACCUCGGGAGCACCGCGUGGGCCCCGAGGGGGGCGGCCCUUCCAGUGUGCCGACUGUGGGAUGGUCUUCACCUGGGUCACCCACUUUAUCGAGCAUCAGAAGACCCAUCGCGAGGAGGGGCCCUUUCCGUGCCCUGAGUGCGGCAAGGUCUUCCUGCAUAGCUCCGUCCUCGCUGAGCACAGCAAGAUCCACCUGCUGGAGCCACCCAAGAAGAAAGGCCCCCGGAGCAAGGGCUCCCGGGAAUCCGCCCCACCCAGGGAUGGAGCCCAGGAUCCGGCGGCCCCUCGCAGCCCCAAGAGGCCCUUCCAGUGCAACGUCUGCGGGAAGUCCUUCCCCUGGAUGGUCCACCUCAUCGACCACCAGAAGCUCCACACGGUUCAUGGCCACAUGUGAAUGGCCAGCCUCGGGCCUCAGCCACCCAGCCUUGAGUCCCUGGGGGGCGCCAAUGGGCCCCAGAAGGUGGGGACAUCCCCCAGCCCCACCAAUCCCUGGCCACUGCUGUUUCACAGAAGAUCCUGGACACCGGCUCUGCGGUCUCCAGCCAGCAUGGGAGGGAGCAUCCCAGGGUCUCGGCUGAGAGGCAGCAGUUACACAGCAUAGCCUGGUCAAUCCUGCACACUGUGUUUUGCAAGUGGAUUGAAGACGAGUUUCAUUAGCAUCUCAUCUUUCAGAAGCCUUGUGCAGGUCUCCCUGUGAGUACCUGACCCAGCGGCAGGUUCUGCCGCAGGGUUUUCAUUUCACUGUGGAUAUCCCUGAGACCAUGAGGUCGGGAGCCCGCCUGGGCAGCUCCAAUUCCAGAGAAGGGUGCAGCUGCCCCCAGCUGCCCUCCUGUCAGCUCAGCCCCCUUGGAACCUAACAGAUAAACAGGGUUUUGUUUUUUUCCUAUUUUUUUUUUUUUUUUGUAAAGUACACACAUAAAAUUUACCAUUUCAGUCACUAAAAAUGCACAGCUCAGUGGCAUUAACUACAUUCACAACAUUGUGCAACUACCAGCACUCUCUAGCUCCAAAGACAUUUUCGCUCGCCCAGAAAGAGAUCCCACAGGUGUCAGCACUCAUUCGCCCUUUCCCUCCCGCCCUGACAACCAGAACCUGCUUUCUGUCUCUGGAUUUCAGGCGUAGCCUUUAGGCUAACCUGCCUAUAUUUUGUUUGACUUAUGGAAGGAUUUUUUUUUUUUAGAUAAAAUGCCAGUACUUGUUUAAACCAUAAAAAUCUGGCUUUCUACUCUGCCAGGAAGAACCAGAUGGUCCCCAAAGAGUGGGGCCCCCUAUGCUGCUUGGCUGGAGCAGAGCAAGGGCAGGCAGCAUAGUCACGACCUGCCAUCAGCGGGGACCCCGCCUCGGAUUCUGCUUCUCAUCCAUCCCCAAUUCAUUGUUGCUGGACACUGGUCCCUUUUCAAGCAAAAGCCUUAAAAGUUUUUGUCUUUUUUUCUCCUCCCAACUUCAUUUGGAAACACCACGUUGGGCUGACUGUGAAUUCACACAGGCAGAGACCUUUUUCCAAGUCGCCUUCUAACUCGAAAGCCUUUGGACCUACCCACGUCACAUCCACCUGCUGCUACUUCUCAACCAAGCCGCCCCCACUCUUGGCCUGUCCCUGAUGCCCGUCACGGGCUGUGUAGCUCCCACAGACCCUCCACUGCCUUCACUUCAUCCUCGCUGCCGCACUUGCCUUCUCACGCUUGCCUUCACGGAGCUCCCCUCAACCGGGCCUCCCGACCUCGCUUCCUGGCUCCCUCCGGCAUCCCCAGCCUUUCCCUGCAGUCCCCACUGGGGGCUCCCGGCUCUAUCCCUUGCCUUAAUUGCUGGUGGGCUCCAGCUCCCCUCCUGGCGCCUUUUCUCUCAUCCUGCAAAGGAGGAGCUUCUUCUACCGAGCUCAGGAUGAAGGGUGGGGUCUUGGCCCCCACAGUCAGCCAUUACUCUCGGAAGCCCCCUGAGCAUUCCCUCAGGCACAGAUCGAUUGUCUAGGAUGACGGGAUGUGUAAAGACAUCUCUCCCAGGUGCCCCCACCUGCUGGGAGCCAGAGGCUCAUUCCAUGCAAUUUCCAUCUCACUCUCCACUCCCUGGAGGCACAGUCACAGCUCUGUUCGUUGGUGCCACAAUUGCACAAGAAAGUGGGUGCCACUGCCCACAGGGCAUCGAUCGGCUGGCCCCAGAGACAUCCACCUGCUGUCCUUCAGUCCUCCAACUGAGUUUGUCCAAAUAACUCAUCUUCCCUUGUGCAAAAACAAAAAUCAUGCAAACUGCCUCCCCUCUGGGGUUCCCAUUCCCCCUAGAGGGACCACCACCUUCCAAGGCCAUAGAAUUUUUUUUUUUUUUUUUUGAGACGGAGUUUCACUCUUGUUGCCCAGGCUGCAGUACAAUAGCGCAAUCUU